GAAAUCCCAGCCUUUGACUGAAGUCCGUCAACUGCACAUUUGAACAAGAGCACUUCCUCUCCAUGCAUGCACUUCAUCGUCAAUAGCAAAAACACUGCCACAGGCUGCGGAACGGGUUAUUUUAAGCUGGUAUUUAUUGGUAAAAGGAACAAAAAUCCAAGUUAUGUUUAAUUUAUAACCGUAGGAAUAGAUCCAGUGGAUGAAUACGCACUUUAAUCUGCUCAGGCAAAUGGAGAACACGUCACAGCAACAGCCUUUGGAGGUGUCUCCAAACUCAAGAAGGAGUUUCAGCUUCUCAUCUCUGCGUAUUAAAAAAAGGCACCACAGUAAUGAAGAGGGAGGAUUCACACAGCGGAGAGGGUUGAAGUCUUUUUCAUCAGUACGGGAGACAUUGAGAAAGGAUGAAGAUGAUGCCUCAAAGCUCCACUGUACCGAGGACCAGGCGAACCAAACAGCUGCCAUCCCAUCAGGUGAAGAUGACUCUGGACAACCGGGGGCCCUCAAGAGGUUCAGUGCCAUGUGGUCGUCCUUCCGCAGAAACAGAAGAGAUGGAUUCAAAGACUCUGAGCCGCAGGAGCUGCCCGACCCGGUGGCUGAGAACUCUUCCAGGCAGCAACGCUACGUCAGUGGGCAGUACUUCUUCGAGUACCUGGUGGUGGUCAGCCUCAAGAAGACCAAAGACGGCAGUAGCUACGAACCUCAGAUCACCUACCAGUUCCCCAAGAAAGAUGGGAUGGCUAAAUACCAGAAGGAAGAAGAGGAGAAGACGCUGAGGGCCAUCACUCUCUUUUGUUUCCCAGAGGGCAUCAACUGGGCUCCUCUGACAGAAUACCCCAGUGAGACGUUCUCUUUCGUCCUGACUGAGGUCGACGGCAGCAGGAGGAAUGGGUACUGCAGGAGGUUACUGCCCGGAGGGAGAGGAGCCCGCCCCCCCGAGGCCUACUGCAUCAUCAGCACACUGGCUUGUUUUGGCCUCUUCUCCAAGAUAUUAGAGGAGGUGGAGAAGCGGCGGCAGAUCUCCACAGCCAUGAUCUACCCGUUCAUGCAGAAGCUGAGGGAGGCUCCCUUCCCAGCCCCAGGAAACACUGUGGAGAUUAAGAGCUUCAUUCCAGAGUCGGGCACUGAGAUCAUCAGUCUGACGCGCCCGCUGGACUCCUGGCUGGAGCACGUCAACUUCGCCAAGCUCUUCGACUGCCUGACGGAUGAGGAGGUGCUGCUGGUGUUCGCUGCCGCCGUCCUGGAGAGACGGAUCGUCUUCAUCGCUGAUGAACUGGGCACAUUAUCACAGAUCAUCCAUGCUGUGGCUGCCCUCCUGUACCCCUUCACCUGGCAGCACACCAUGAUCUCCAUCGUUCCUGAGAUCCUCAUCGACGUGGUGAUGGCCCCCACCCCCUACCUGCUGGGAGUCCAGAAGCGGCUGCUGGACCUGGUCACUGAACAGAGUGAUCUGCUGGUGGUCGACUUGUCUGACAAUAAAAAGGAAACCUUCAUUGCUUCAAUUGGUGAUGAAGACUCUAUUCUGCCCCCGAAGCUCAAAAGUGAAAUCCUAGUGGCUCUUAGUGACCGACAAAAAGCAUCAACGGUGGAGGAGUUGAACCGGGUGGUGUCGGAAGCCUUCCUGCUCUUCUUUGUGAAAACAGUGGGCCACUACAGGUCCUAUGUGAAACACAGUCGAGGAGGGGGGCCGGGGGUGUUUGAAAAGAGAAGUUUCUACAAGGCCAUCGAUUCCAAAACCACUCGACACUUUGUCAAGAAGUUCCUCCAGACGCAGAUGUUCGACCUGUUCAUCCAGGAGGUGGAGCAGCAGCAGCCUGGACCGGAGCAAGGAAUAUUUCACAAAAAGAUCCUUGAGUACCAGGAGAAGAAGAAAAAGGACAAGGCAAAGAAACACUAGCUCUGGGCGGGGGGUGGGGGGGGGGGGCCGGGCCGGGCCGGGUGUACAUAGGGGAGUUGAUAGGACUUGUGAGAUGUGAAUGUUGCACUGUGUGUUUUCUGUCCUGUGUCAGUGUGGUUUUAACUAUGUGUGAAUUACUGUAUGGCUAUGUUGCUGCUAUCUGUGAAACACUGGCAGAAUGAGAGACUGCAGUUCCUCGUGUUCUCAGCCUGUUGCCGCAGUCUGUCACUGAUGAGCAGGAAAUCAUUUCAAAUAAAGACUAAUUUUUUAAGUCCA
Messenger RNA from Eleginops maclovinus (Patagonian blennie), 2170 nucleotides. Its product is annotated as DENN domain-containing protein 2D-like. Gene Ontology annotation, cellular component: nucleoplasm; cytosol. The transcript has 16 exons. The coding region runs from base 200 to 1894 and encodes 564 amino acids. The record is from RefSeq and is a predicted model, not a curated record. NCBI's taxonomy places the organism in Eukaryota, Metazoa, Chordata, Actinopteri, Perciformes, Eleginopidae.